ACCAGAUUCUCGCACUGCAGGACUGUCUCUACCGUACAUCCCUCUCCUCUGCCUGGACCCUCCCCCUCGACCUCAGAGAGUCCUCGCACUGCAGGACUGUCUCUACCGCACAUCCCUCUCCUCUGCCUGGACCCUCCCCUUCGACCUCAGAGAGCAUCUCUCCGCCCUUUUACUUCAACCCUCUCACCCCUUUCGACACCCUUCUCCUCCCCAAAACGAUAGAUUCCCGCCCUGCAAGACUGUCUCUACCGCACCCCCCUCUCAUCCGCCUGGACUCUUCCCCUAG
Messenger RNA from Closterium sp. Naga37s-1, 286 nucleotides. Lineage: Eukaryota; Viridiplantae; Streptophyta; Zygnematophyceae; Desmidiales; Closteriaceae. The record is from the annotation of a GenBank genome assembly.